AUGAGUCCGUCCGAUCACGAAGAAGCCAGUGUCCUGUACAGCUCCGAACGGGGUCCCAAAAUCGUACCGAACGUCAACGCCAACGUGCGCAAGGAUACGCGAUGGACAUUUUGGCUCAUCACGGCAGGUGUUUCGACUACCUUUGGCGCAGCAGUACCGACCGGCUACAAUAUAGGCGUUAUAAAUGCUCCGGCAAAUGUUAUCAAAAGCUGGUGCAAUGAAACCAUUUUUGAAACGUAUGGCACCGUGUUUACGGAAAGAAAUUUGGAAACAUUCUGGUCCGCUGUUGUGUCCAUUUUCUUAAUCGGAGGCGUAAUAGGGUCGUUAGGUGGUGCGUGGGUUGCCGAUCGACUUGGAAGAAAGCGUUCAUUUCUUCUAUGUGGCUUCCUGCUUGUCGUAGGCGGACUCUGCUUCCAGUUCUGCAAAGCGAUCGGAUCGGUUGAACUGCUGAUGAUCGGUCGAAUAGUAGUGGGUCUUGCGGCCGGUCUUACGACGACUACAGUCCCAAUGUAUUUGACGGAGCUGGCUCCACUAGGACUGCGCGGUGCCCUGGGCGUAUUUUGCUCAAUGGGUGUCACCGGUGGAGUCGUAGUCGGUCAGGUUAUGAGCCUCGAGGAGGUGUUCGGCACCGAGGAUCACUGGCAGUUUGCGCUCAGCUUCUACGUCAUACUGGUCGUAGCGUUUUUCGUACCCUAUCACUGGCUGCCAGAAAGCCCAAAAUAUCUUUUCGUCAUUCGACGGCGCCAGGAUGAAGCGGUGAACGAGUUGAAGCGCGUAGCUGGCCGCAAAGUCCGUGACGAGUACGUCCGGGAACAGAUCGACGCCAUGCGAAGAGAAUGUACCCCGGAGAACGACGAAGAAACCGGCAGGGAGAGCGAUAGUACGAUCGACAAACCAAAGGAACGAUCUAUUUUGUCCGUGCUCAGGGAUCCAACGUUAAUGCUUCCGCUAAUAUUAGUGUGUGCCUUACAAGGAGGCCAGCAGCUGUCCGGCAUCAAUGCGGUGUUCUUCUACUCCGUAUCCAUAUUCGAAUCCGUAGGUUUAAGCUCGACAGAUGCCAAGUUUGCGAACCUCGGCGCCGGAUGCCUUAACUUAUUCGUGGCGUUCUUCAGUCCAAUCUUGAUGGCAAAAUUCAAUCGCCGCUUCCUCGCACUUUUAUCCUGUGGCAUGUGUGCAAUAUUUCUUUUCUGUCUCACGUUCAUCGUGUACUUCAUUGACGACGUCGAGUGGUUCUCUUACGCGAGCAUCGUUGCCAUUCUGAUGUACAUUCUGUUUUACCAGAUCGGCCUUGGACCGAUUCCUUACUUUAUUGGCUCCGAACUGUUCGAAGUCGGUCCACGGCCAGCAGCGAUGGCCAUGGGUAGCAUAGCCUCCUGGGGAUGCAACUUCCUCGUGGCUAUGCUGUUUACCACCCUUCAAGGCGCGUGGGGUGCGUUCGUGUUCCUUCCCUUCACCAUCACGUGUGUCGCCCUUACACUCCUACUGAAGGUGUACCUGCCUGAGACCCGCGGCAAACAUAUCUCGCAGAUUGUACCGCUCGUCGCUAAAGGAUUCAGCUCCAAGCCGCUAGUGCCUUAAGUCGCCAGACCAGCUGCAGCAAUAAUGACAAGCAAAUACGACAGCUACACUUGAAAAGUGUUGUGAUUCUUAUAACAUUGCUCAAACGUGCGGAGUAUGAUGCAGGAAGAACAAAGUGGCUUAAACCGUACUCCUAAGUUUUGCGUUGUUUAUUAGUACUUAGUUUAA
Messenger RNA from Anopheles nili, 1746 nucleotides. Its product is annotated as solute carrier family 2, facilitated glucose transporter member 3-like. Gene Ontology annotation, molecular function: hexose transmembrane transporter activity. The record is from RefSeq and is a predicted model, not a curated record. The coding region runs from base 1 to 1578 and encodes 525 amino acids. The transcript has 7 exons. Gene Ontology annotation, biological process: monosaccharide transmembrane transport. Lineage: Eukaryota; Metazoa; Arthropoda; Insecta; Diptera; Culicidae. Gene Ontology annotation, cellular component: membrane.